AUGUUGCUACUGACCCUCUUUUCCCCGAAGUUCAACACUGAGGGCGACGGGAAAAAACGGGGCGGUGUUGAGAACCAAGCAGAGGGCGCUCAGGCCCCCAAGAGGAGGAGAUUAGUCAAAGGCUCCUCCGCCAGCUCUUCCAACCCCGGCGCUCAACCCACCGCCGCCGCUGUGACCAAAGGCAAGAAAGCUGCCACCACCGCUGCCAUUGCAAGCUCCAAGUCUCCAACUGACGGGACGAGCCAACUCCCCGCCGCCGAAGCUUCCGCCACCGCGGCCACUGAGCCUGUUACUGUCACAGCCCUCGAUUCUGCUGCCGCUGGUACAGCCACCGGUGUCGCCACCGGUGCCGCCUCCAAGUCUGCCACUAUAGGCGCCACAACAACAACCGUCGACCAGUCGUCAACUGCUGGCCUAAGCGCCGCAGCUGCCGCUACAUGCUCCAAUGCUGCCGCCGGGGAGAAAGAAAGAGAAACAGAAAAAGAAAACCCAAAGUCUCCCCCGUGCCAAGUCACACCUCCUAGCCCGCCUCCCACGAACGAUGAGCGUUCCUUGUCUCCCCCGCCUCGCCAAGAAGAAACACCCUCUCCCGAUGCCGCCACUACUUUUGAGGCAGCCCGGAUUGAGCAAGCCCCUAGUAACAGAGGUGGUUCUUCUAGCCACUUCAGCAUGCUACCCAAUGCUAUUGAGCCCUCAGAGUUCUUGCUCACUGGCCUCAACCGCGACGUCAUAGAGAAAGAAGUGUUGAGCCGAGGCAUUAACAAGACCAAGGAAGAGACCCUUGCCUGUCUUCUACGCGUUGGGUGUAUCUUCGCCCACGCGUUUGACAACUUCAACUCCGCAGCUGCUGAAGCUGAACGGUUGAAGGCUGAGAGUGCUGAGCACCAAGAAGCCGCUGUUGCUUGGGAAAAGCGCUUCGACAAACUGGUGGCGCAGGCGGGAAAGGAGAAAGUUCAUGCCGACAAGUUGAUUGGCGCGGCGGGAAACAGGAUCGGUGAGCUGGAAGACCAUCUGAAGCUGGUGAAGGAGGAAGCGGACGACCUUGAUGCAAGCCUCCAAGCUUGUAAAAAAGAAAAAGAUCAAGUAGAGAAGGACUUGGCCGCCAAAGGCGAGGCGCUGGCUGCCAAGGAGUUAGAGCUUGAAACAUUGGGCGCUGAACUGGAGCUAGCAAAGAAGGCGCUGAGUCCUUGGCUUUGGUGA
Lotus japonicus is the source of this 1200-nucleotide messenger RNA. RefSeq lists its product as uncharacterized. Bases 1 to 1200 code for a protein of 399 amino acids. Lineage: Eukaryota; Viridiplantae; Streptophyta; Magnoliopsida; Fabales; Fabaceae. The transcript has a single exon. The record is from RefSeq and is a predicted model, not a curated record.